CAUCUCGGCGUUUUAGUUUGUUUACAUGCUGCGGCAGCUGCGAGGCGCGAAUCCCCAAGGCUAGGAAGACCGCCCUGCCUUCAACGAGCAUUGCAAAGCGGGAGGCUGCUGCAACACUUACAUCUUGUCCAAGUUAAGGAGACUGCUCCAGAACAGUAUUGAAGAUGGCUUGUGGUAGUGUCUUUAACCAAAUGCCCACUGACAAUGAAGAGACAAUUCGGUACUGGCUUUUCCCCCACUUGGAGGAUGGAACAUUGAUGACAGAUUUGGAGGCACUAGAGGAUUUGGCUGCCAAGUUACUUGCUCAUGUUGCUGUGUAUACUCAUCAGUACAUCUGGAAUAAUGAGUCAUUUACUUUGAAAGUGAAGAAAGAAGCACCAUAUGAUGGAACCUCAGGUGUGCUCGGCCCUCACAUAGCUGGAAUCACAGUUGUAGGGGACUAUUUAGAAGAUGAAUGGUUCAUUGUGUUUCUCCUCCUCACUCUUACUAAAGACUUCCCAGAGCUUGUGUGUAGAGUAAUCGACAGUGAUGGCGAAUUUCUACUGAUCGAGGCAGCGAACCACCUCCCGCCGUGGGCUAAUCCCGAUUCAGCUGAACAAAGGCAGAAAAUCGGAAAUCCAGACACAGAAUAGAGAUAACGACUACAAAAGGCUGUGUUGCAGCGUGACGGACAACGCUGACAGUCAAACAAAGGGCUUCUUGCGGUUCAAGCUUGAGUUGAAGAGAAAUUCACCCUCAGAGAUGCUGUACUUUGCUUUCUCCUGUAAUUCGACCCUUCUCUUCAUCAGAGAAAAAGGCGCAUGG
Penaeus monodon (black tiger shrimp) is the source of this 804-nucleotide messenger RNA. RefSeq names its product protein ecdysoneless homolog. Gene Ontology annotation, cellular component: nucleus. The transcript is spliced from 5 exons. Bases 165 to 632 code for a protein of 155 amino acids. The record is from RefSeq and is a predicted model, not a curated record. Lineage: Eukaryota; Metazoa; Arthropoda; Malacostraca; Decapoda; Penaeidae.